This is a messenger RNA of Cyprinodon tularosa, 1448 nucleotides long. RefSeq names its product dopamine receptor D3 (gene drd3). The record is from RefSeq and is a predicted model, not a curated record. Lineage: Eukaryota; Metazoa; Chordata; Actinopteri; Cyprinodontiformes; Cyprinodontidae. Bases 1 to 642 code for a protein of 213 amino acids. Gene Ontology annotation, biological process: adenylate cyclase-activating adrenergic receptor signaling pathway. Gene Ontology annotation, cellular component: membrane. The transcript is spliced from 4 exons. Gene Ontology annotation, molecular function: dopamine neurotransmitter receptor activity, coupled via Gi/Go; G protein-coupled receptor activity.
AUGACCAAAGAGACGUGUCUGCAGGAAGAAACUCCUAAGGGAAGACAAGACUUAUCACCUAUAAGGAUUAAAGUGCAGAGUGUUGAACCAUCAGGUCCAUCCAAGCCCAAUCUGCUCUCAGGCUUCCUGUGGGGCAAACGCCCAAAGACCGGACCAGUGGAGAACUCUGUGCUGCCCCCAGUGGACACACAAAACUACUGCAGCAUCAGCCAUGCCUCCUGUGGCCGCACUGACUUGGAUCUGGAGCAGGACCAAAGAGGGCAGGAUGCAGUGGACAAUGACCAGGAACACCCUCCUGUCAGGAUGGGGUGCGAGGUUAAGGAUCUGACAAAUGGUCGGACGCACACGUCGCUGCGGCCAAUGUCUCAUUCUUAUACCAGCCAACGAUUCAGGAGCAUGCACGCUCGGGAGAAAAAGGCAACUCAAAUGUUGGCCAUUGUGCUUGGGGUGUUCCUCAUCUGCUGGCUGCCUUUUUUUGUGACUCAUAUCCUGAAUACCCACUGCAGGACGUGCUACGUGCCUCCUGAACUUUACAGUGCUUUCACCUGGCUGGGAUAUGUAAACAGCGCCCUAAACCCUGUCAUCUAUACUACCUUCAACAUCGAGUUCAGAAGGGCCUUCAUCAAAAUCCUCAGCUGCUGAGACGAAUAAAAUCAUGUCAGGAGAUUAAAUUGGAGACCAUGCUGCGUGCUUGUGCAAUAUCUCAGGAUUUGCGUUUUUGGUAAACUGUGACCCCAGGAUAAACUUCAAUGGAGUUAAACAAACAGCUAUUAAAGGAUGCGGGAAGCAAUAAAUGUAUUUCAAAGCUUGGUUUUUAUUUUCAACAGUAUUAUUCCUCAUAAAAUACCUUAAUUAUUAUAUGCAGACUGUCUUGAGGAGCACAGUGUGUUCUCUUUUAUUUUAGGGGAUUUGUCUUGUAAAGUAUUCUGUAUUUACCUUUCAUCGGUACAGCUCCAUAGUUCAUGAUAUAAAUCUUUAAGCCUUGAGGAGCCAAAAUGGAGCCUUAAGGCUGAUAAAUGGAUAUAUGGGCCUGUUCAUCCAAAGGUCUUCUGAAUCCACAUCAUGUGGAUUAAGUAAUGUUACUCAACUCUCCCACUCAGCCCCUCCUUCAUCUCAAUGACCUUCAGGUACUCACCUGCGCAUGCACGGAUCGAAAUUCACUACUACUGUAUGUAUUAGAAAUGUGCCCAUAGGACAGCGCUGGUUCCUGCCAAGACACAAAGUCAUUUUGGAGAUUUUCAUAUGUGCAGCAGCCAUUGUGCUCGGUGUGGAUUCAUUGAAAUAAAAAAAGGAAAAUUAAGUGUUAAAACCUUUUUUUUUUUUAUUAACUGUAUUUAUUGGCAAUCUCUUCAGCCUCUGCAGCAGGAGUGCAGACUAGGAGCAUUUUUGCCAUGGACAAAUUAACCAAGGCAGAGCAUUGUAAAUGAAAUAAAAAACAAGCAAAAUAA